This is a messenger RNA of Ilex paraguariensis (yerba mate), 375 nucleotides long. NCBI's taxonomy places the organism in Eukaryota, Viridiplantae, Streptophyta, Magnoliopsida, Aquifoliales, Aquifoliaceae. The record is from the annotation of a GenBank genome assembly.
AUGUGUAUAUCAGGGUUGAUGUGUGAACUGUUGUGGAGUGAUCCACAACCUCAACCUGGAAGAGGACCGAGCAAGCGAGGUGUAGGUCUUUCUUUUGGGGCAGAUGUAACCAAAAGAUUUUUGAAGGAAAACAGUCUUGAUUUGGUUGUGCGUUCCCAUGAAGUGAAGGAUGAAGGCUACGAGAUUGAGCAUGAUGGUAAACUCAUUACAGUGUUUUCUGCUCCAAAUUAUUGUGAUCAGAUGGGCAACAAAGGUGCUUUUAUUCGAUUUGAAGCCCCAGAAUUGAAGCCGAAUAUUGUGACGUUUUCAGCAGUGCCACAUCCUGAUGUGAAGCCAAUGGCAUAUGCCAACAACUUCCUCCGAAUGUUCUCAUAG